Molecule: messenger RNA, 509 nt
Organism: Gamsiella multidivaricata
Lineage: Eukaryota; Fungi; Mortierellomycota; Mortierellomycetes; Mortierellales; Mortierellaceae
Exons: 1
Coding region: 16-393 (125 amino acids)
Source: RefSeq, a predicted model, not a curated record
AUUUUUUUCGGUAUUAUGAAUGUGUGUGUCUAUGGCGGACGCAGCGCAAGACUGAUCCGUCACUUUACGAUGCUUCAGAACUACAUCGCUCCUGCCGCCUGGGGACUGAUUCUCGUCAUAGGUGUCUUCCACGACCGUGAACGGUAUCUCAAGCAGACACCCUUGGUCGAAGGUCAAUCCCCGCCCUUCUUUUCAGACGCGGCCGUAUUUCUUUUGUUGAUGUGCUCUCUCCUGGCCUAUCUCGCGACAUCCUUCUGGUUCUUCGUGCGAACUGGUGUCUUGGACCGAGACUAUAAGCGCGAUUACUCCUACGAGGAAUUGUAUGAGAACGAAGAGAGCUUCACUUAUGCGGAUGCAAAUAGCGAAGGCAGGACAUCCAGAUUCGCCGUGUAAAAGUCGUACGCGUACGCUCUUAAAGUACAAAUGUACAGAUGUACAGACAAUAGAGUAUGAGCAACUGACACUAGUAAUAGCAAUAAUAAGCACUGACUUCAUCAGCCAUAGUACGC